Molecule: messenger RNA, 1728 nt
Organism: Cydia splendana
Lineage: Eukaryota; Metazoa; Arthropoda; Insecta; Lepidoptera; Tortricidae
Product: Krueppel-like factor luna
Exons: 9
Coding region: 46-1203 (385 amino acids)
Biological process (GO): regulation of transcription by RNA polymerase II
Molecular function (GO): DNA-binding transcription factor activity, RNA polymerase II-specific; RNA polymerase II cis-regulatory region sequence-specific DNA binding
Source: RefSeq, a predicted model, not a curated record
CGCACUCGCGAACGCACGCGUGUUUCGUAAACCCAUGUCAUCGCGAUGGAUGUGUUACCUAGUGGGAACCUAUUUCGUGAGCUCCAGGAUGUCACCGACACUGGCUAUUUCGAGUGGAAACUGUCCCUAGAAGACUACUGGCAGCAGACAUGCUACGAAAUGGAGAGGUACCUCCGCGAGGAGCCACGCAGCAAACGCCGCUCCGAAGAGGAGUGGGCAAGGUCCCCCGUCUCCCCCCCUUCGCCCCCUCCGCUGUUCGUGGCCGCGGUGAAGAGUGAGCCGCCCAGCGACACAGAGGAGAAAGGUCCGCCACCCCUCGAGGAGAUCCGAGGUUGGACUCUGGCCUCCCCGCUGCCACCACUUCUCUUCCCACUUCCCGAGAAAUGCGAGCCACUAAGUGACACGGAGGACUCGAAAGGCACAAUACAACCUGACUGGUCGGUGGCAUCACCGUCGCCGACACCACCAGCGCUGUUCACCGUCACUGCCGUCAAGGACGAACCUCCCAGCGAUUCGGACGAGCCUAGAGGUUCGAUAUCCCGGAAAAGCAGUUGGGGCAAAAAAGACUGGACGUUAUCUGCGUCGCCGCCGCGGCCCGAGCUGUUCGCCGCGAGCGUCAAGGAGGAGCCCAGUGACUCGGACGAGGCCAAAGGUUCAAUCCGGAAAACCGGAUGGGCAGACUGGACGAUAUCGCCGUCGCCGACUCGGCCCGCUCUGUUCACGGCGCCCGCUGCAAAGGACGAGCCAAUCAGCGACUCGGAUGAAGCUAGAGAGCCGAGCCCGCCCCGCCGACACGCGCCCCGCCACCACUCGCACGCCGACCCGCGCCGCCGCGUCCACCGAUGCGAGUUCCCCGCCUGCGACAAGGUGUACACCAGGAGCUCGCAUCUGAAGGCCCACAAACGGACACACACAAGUACAGUAGCCCAAUUAUGGACACUGGCUCAUAGUAGCCGAUCCGUUCCCUGCCUGCGACAAGAUGUACACCAGAGCUCGCAUCUGAAGGCCCACAAACGGACACACACAGGUGAAAAACCCUACAAGUGUUCAUGGGACGGCUGCGAAUGGCGUUUCGCGCGCUCGGACGAGCUCACCCGGCACUAUCGCAAGCACACGGGCGCCAAGCCUUUCCGCUGCCGCCACUGCGAGCGCUGCUUCAGCCGCUCCGACCACCUCGCGCUGCACGCCAAGCGACACGCGUAGCCCGUCAACAACAAGCCAAUCAGGACGCAGGACACGUAGGUAGCUCCUCUCCGAUUGGCCGAGCGGGCAAGCCGAGCCGAGCGCUUGUGAUUGAUUGAGGAAUUGAUCGCGGGCCGAACCAAAGAUUGCUACGCUGUUAUAGUCACUCAGAUUAUGCUUUAAAUUUUUUUCGUUUUUGUAAUCUCUUCCGGCUUGGUUGCCGUUUAGCUUAUGCCGCCAAGCGGUGAGUGCCAUCGUUGGGCGGGGGUGCGAGGCUUUAUUUUGUCAACUACCAAAAUAAGGAUUUGUUUCGUCAGUUUGUAUAAGGGCGUCCGCUGGCGCGGGUGCACGGAGCGGGUGAGCGGGUUAACGAAAAUUUAUGGGCAACGCUAGAUGGCGCGGACGCGUGCGACGGAUGAUACGUACACUAGACAGCUAGCGGACGCCCUAAAGCCUACUUCACACGGAGCAGAGGAUGACUAGUUGUCAACUGCGAUGCGACAAAACGCGUUGGCGCGCGUAUUUAAAUGACUCUCACACGACGCA